Molecule: messenger RNA, 1456 nt
Organism: Baudoinia panamericana UAMH 10762
Lineage: Eukaryota; Fungi; Ascomycota; Dothideomycetes; Mycosphaerellales; Teratosphaeriaceae
Exons: 3
Coding region: 266-1171 (301 amino acids)
Source: RefSeq, a predicted model, not a curated record
GCCACGCUGCGGGAUGACAGCAACCCAAGGCGAAAGCGUUUCCUGCUGGCAUAAGGCUCGGUUGGCGGGAUAAGAAACUUGGGGGGCCGCAUAGGGUCGCGAGGGGUAUCGUAAAGCUAUAAAGUGGGCAGGCUGCCCACAUGCUGCCUUCUCGAUGUCGCUCAGCAUCGCAGCAAAGCAAGUACUCUUCCAGCCUAAGCAACCAGCAAGCUUCACGAUACACCAGUCGAAUCCAUUCAUACCAUAUCAGUUGUAAUCGAACAUAAUGUCGUCCAAGAAGCUGCUCACGAUCUUCGGCGCCUCUGGCAAUCAGGGAGGCAGCGUGAUCGACUUCGUGCUCUCCUCGGGCAGCCUUCAAGCAAAGUAUGCUCUUCGCGGCAUCACCCGCGACCCAUCAAGUAGCAAGUCGCAGGCGCUUGCCAGCAAAGGCGUGGACAUGGUCAAGGCGGAUAUGAAUGACAUCGACUCCUUGAAGACUGCCAUUCGCGGUUCCUAUGGCGUCUUCGGGGUCACUGACUUCUGGGCCGUCUUGUCUAAGGAAAUUGAGGUUCGCCAAGGCAAGAACAUCUUCGACGCUGUCAAGGCGGAGGGAGUAAAGCACUACAUUUGGAGCAGUCUGCCGUGGACGGCCAAGGUGUCUAACGGAAAGUACACGCAUAUCGAUCACUUCGAUGGUAAGGCAGAGGUAGAGGAGUAUGUCGAGAAGGGCAAAGGCGAUAUGAUCGCCUCCUACUUCAUGCCGGCCAUCAACGGCACACCCAUGCUGAACAUGCCGUUUCCGGAUUCUAUCGCCUGGCCAUUGAUGGACCCACGUCGUGACAGUGGCAAGUACAUUAUGGGUCUCUUUGAAGGCGGCGAUGCUGCCAACGGUGUCGAAGUCCAGGCCGUGUCAUUCUGGACCACGCCGAAGGAAGUUGUGGCAGCGUAUAGCAAGGCUUCUGGCAGAGAUGUCGUCUUCAACACUAUUCCUGGGGAGAUGUUUGCCAGCUAUCUACCGGAAAACAUCAGAGAUGAGCUGACAGAGAUGGUGGAGUAUAUCGGCGAGUACAGCUACUAUGGGAAAGGCACAGAGAAAGAGCAGGACAAGCAUGAUAAGUGGAUUGUGCCUGGCGUCGUGGAGAAGGUGAGCAUGGAGGAGUGGGCGCAGGAGAACGGACCAUUUAAGUGGUGAGGGUUACUUAGGUAGAUCCACAAGCAUGCUUGCAUGGAGACAAGCCUCUAGGGGUUCCAGUCCUGCUUUUCCUCUUCGACAGCUUCGUUUGACAGCACACUGGUAUUGUUCUUCAGUCGUCGCGCUGCAGCAUGCCUGCCACUCUCGUGUAGCUCACCGCAUUGGGAAGUGGAGCGCUCCUGAUCUCGUGCAAGGGCCGGCAGUUUCCAGGCGGUGCGAAUAUUCCCCGCCACCCAAUCCAAAUGGUCCUGCCGAAAUGCGCACACUUGGAGCUUCCCUGCAGAU